AUGCGCUUUGAUAACAGGCACACCACUAUCGCGAAGCACCAACUACCCGAUCCAAUUCCUCCAAUUGCUAUACCCUGUAUCGUUGCCAUGGAUGUCGCUGAGAGCACCGAGCCGGUCGCCCAGGCUGGGGUCGAUUUGUCCAGAGUCAUUGGCGAUGUAGAUAUCUCUCUAGAUUCUCUCGGCGAUGAUGGGAGAUCCAGCAGUCUCAGUGAAAUAGAUGACGUCUCGGAUAACGAGCCCUCCGAUGUCGAGCUACCACAACCCCAACAGUCUGUGCCAGAAGAGGUAGAUUCCGAGGCAGAAACCGAGCGUUUAGAAGACUCUCCCAACAAUCACCGAUUACAACCGAACAUCAAAUUGACCGGGAUGAGCCGCUUUGAAAGUAGUCCCAGCAAACUUGCGCAAUCUACGACCUAUGACGAAAUGGAAGAAGAUGAAGAAAACGAAUUGACUAAGACUCCAAGCAAGACCCGUCGAUCGUCGAAGCCCAAUGGUGCUUCUGAGAAUAUAGAAACACCGGUUCUUGAUGAUGCGGAGAGUCCUCAUUCACACGCAGACGUAGCGGGCAAAAAACGCAAACGUUCGCAAGCGAAUGAAGAUCUUGACACCGAAAUGGGCGACGAUGACGAGCCGCUACGAAAGCGCCGAGGCUCUGUCGGAGCUGAUGAAAUCCAGGACGAAGUCGGUGGUGAUGUUCUAACAACACGCGAAGAAACCGAAGAAGUCGGUCAACAUGAUGCUUCAGGAAAGGGAACUCCGCUCGACGAAACACCAGACUCUGCUGUGCCUACUAUCGCGACUCGAGGAGGCAAACGCGGUGUCAAGAAGGAUCAGCUGCAAGAAGAUGAGGAAACAGGCGAUGUAGCUGAUGAUGCUAACGACGCUGACGCGGUUGCAAAGUCUGAAGAAGAAUUGGCUCGAAAAAUUGCAGCCAUUGACGCUCUAGCGGUCUUGGAGAAAGAGUUUGCGACGCUGCGCGAAAAGAUUUAUGAUGAAAGAAUUGCCAAGAUUGAUCGUGAAUUGGAACAACUUACAAGCCCAGAACCAACACAUCCGGAACUCUUGCGUCAGCUUGAAUGUUUACAGCGUCACCGCGACAAGAAAAUAAACUAUGAGCAUACUCUGUAUCAAUAUCGUAUGCAGUCACUUAUGAGUCGGAGUCUUGCCGACCGCGCUCAAAUCCACAGCACUUAUUUCCAGCGCAUCCGAGAUACGCGGGAGAAGCACUCCACUGCUGUUAGCAAACAGUUCUAUGCUAUCCAGCACGAUCGCUUCAAGACCGAGGAGCUUGGCGCUCAUCAUUAUAUUCCCUUCCCUACCAGACGGUCACAGCAAAUUUCGCAACAAACCGCGUACAACCAAGAAGUAUCGGUUAUGGCUGGAGUUGCAAAGUAUGUCGGUUUCCCUGCAGCGCCAACCUUGUCUGCGGCUCGCACAACCGAAAUUGAUGACGAUUUUGACAAAAUGGGUAUUUCCGUUGAACACCGCCCGGUUGUGGCUCCGCAAUCUGGAGUACGAGGAGGCAUUUCUUCCGAUAUGCCCCGCUAUACAGCGGCUGAAGAAACCCAUCACGAACAGCAGCCUAUCUGGGCCAAUCCUCAAUAUGUACAAGCAAAUCGGCCUGCACAUCUGGCCAAUUUGACAUCUUUCACAACGCCAGCAGCACAGAAGCGUGUCAUAGAUAUCAAUGCACCAAACGGGUCUGCAUCUACUAUAGCAGACAAUGCAUCCGCUGCAAACUCUUCGACAGGGAAUACCCCAUAUGGAAUAGAACAAGAUCAUAGACAGCACGCAGCUGGUCAGCCUGGCACCGUCGACUUCGAUGCUUUGGACAGAAAGUCUGGACUCAGAUCUCAAAGCUCGUCUCCACUGGAUGUCCGCAAGGGGCCUUCGACAAAUCCAACCCAUCUAUUUGAAGCCAGACAUGAAGUCCCUACCCGAAAUCCAGGCUACUCCCCUCCACGAUUUGGCUUAUUUGGGGCCUCGAAAAGGGAAAGCUCACCACCCUUGUCUACUUCGAAUAAACCAUUGGGUGGCAUCCAUUCUUCCGGGCUUAUGACUGGAUCAGGGCCAAGUCGGAUGAUUGCACGGUGA
Molecule: messenger RNA, 2094 nt
Organism: Talaromyces marneffei
Lineage: Eukaryota; Fungi; Ascomycota; Eurotiomycetes; Eurotiales; Trichocomaceae
Exons: 7
Coding region: 1-2094 (697 amino acids)
Biological process (GO): negative regulation of transcription by RNA polymerase II
Cellular component (GO): Sin3-type complex
Molecular function (GO): histone deacetylase binding
Source: RefSeq, a predicted model, not a curated record